Messenger RNA from Phasianus colchicus (ring-necked pheasant), 3870 nucleotides. RefSeq names its product cytoglobin (gene CYGB). Gene Ontology annotation, biological process: oxygen transport. The record is from RefSeq and is a predicted model, not a curated record. Lineage: Eukaryota; Metazoa; Chordata; Aves; Galliformes; Phasianidae. Gene Ontology annotation, molecular function: heme binding; oxidoreductase activity; iron ion binding.
CGUUGGAAGAGGCUGGUCCUGCGAUGCCUUUGAAUAUUUCACUUUUCGGCAGUUUCCCAUCAGUCAGCCGCCCGCAUCCAGGCUGAGCGGGAGCUGCUACAGCCAUGGGGAGACCCGAGCUGUAGGAGAUACCCGAAAUUCCAGCUCUGAGGGCGCAGCUGCUGGGCGCACACCUCGCCGCUCUCACGCACAUCCCCUCCCGGCUCCAGGCGCAACGCACGCAGCUCCCCAUGGAGAAAGUCCAGGGAGAAAUGGAGAUCGAGAGGUGGGAGCGAAGUGAGGAGAUCUCCGACGCGGAGAAGAAGGUUAUUCAGGAGACAUGGAGCAGAGUGUACGCCAACUGCGAGGACGUCGGAGUCUCCAUACUCAUCAGGUUUUUUGUCAACUUCCCAUCGGCCAAACAAUACUUCAGCCAGUUCAAGCACAUGGACGACACGCUGGAGAUGGAGAGGAGCUUGCAGCUGCGGAAGCACGCCCAGCGGGUCAUGGGUGCCAUCAACUCUGUGGUGGAGAACCUCAAUGACCCAGAGAAGGUCUCCUCUGUUCUGGCCCUGGUGGGCAAAGCCCAUGCCCUCAAGCACAAAGUGGAGCCCGUCUACUUUAAGAAGCUCACCGGCGUCAUGCUGGAGGUGAUCGCCGAGGCGUACGGCAACGAUUUCACCCCGGAGGCGCACGGCGCAUGGACCAAGAUGAGGACCCUCAUCUACACCCACGUGACGGCCGCGUACAAAGAGGCAGGCUGGGUGUCCUACCCCAGUGCCACGCUGUGAGCGGACCGCGGGGACGGGCGAGGGGCAGGGAGGGAUGCGAUGCGCCAGGAAUCCGCCCUGCUCUGUUCUCGAGGUCUUCGCUCCGCGCGGGGCCGGCCAGUGCUGGUAGAUGCCAAUCACAAUUGGAUCUCUAUAAGGUUUUCAAAAAAUAUAUCAGUAAGCAAGCCAAAAACUAAGAACCACGGGGGUGUGGGUGGGUCGGGGUGAAGCACGGGAUGUGGGCAAAGGGUGCGUUGGUUGUUGGCUCCAUCUCGCUGUCCUGGUCCAUGAUCACCUCCCAAAGCCCAUGCCUUGCCACGCAGCGGUGUGCGGCACUGCUCACCCUUCUGCUUUCCAUGCCUCGCCCCCAGGACAGCCCAGCUUCUUGCUUUUGGGCUGCGAUGCUUAUCAGGACCGCCGCACUUUGCUUUGCCCGCGCUGCUCAUCCUCGCAGGGCAGCCAGCCCAGAGGCUGCAGCACCCAUUGCUUGCUUCAUCCGCAGCUCUCGUGGCUAUUUGUUGCAACCCAUCCUGGGGCUGGAGGGAGCAAGGGGACAGAAGUGCCACUCGUCCCCACUGCAGGAAGGCGGGGUGUCCCUGGGUGCCCUGCGCAGCGCUGGGUCCCUGCACCAGGGACAUACAUGAGGAUGGGCUCGGGUGACACACGUUGUGCCUUGGCCACUGUUUGUCUGUCAGGUGGGGAUGUGGGACCAGGGCCCCUUGCCUGGAGAAAAGGAAUUCAGGAAUUGGGAUAGGGAAAGAUGAAGGGUCCAUCACAGGAAGGAUGGGGUGUGGAGGGAGGUCCCAGCUCUGUUGACGCUGACACUGCUUUAUGUAGGGAGUGUUCCUGCCCUCUGGGUCAGACUGGGCUCCUGCAAACAAAGUGCCUGGUAGAAGUCGGUCCGUGUGGUCACGGACCAGCAGUGCUCCCCCGCCCUGCCUGGGGGCUGCCCCAUGCCCUGUGAGGCUGUGGGGCCGUAUGUCUCAUCCUGCCCCAGUGCUGGGGCUGUGGGUGAGUCUGCAGGGUUUUGCUGCCUCAGUUUCCCUUUUGGCUACAGAGAGUGGAGGGGACAGAGGGGCAGCCCUACCUACUCCCACAUGCAUGUAGGUCAGGCUGGUGGAAGGUUGGGGGUGAUACAUUCCCUAGGAAGCUUUGGCAUCCUUGUCACCCUCUAUUUCCCAAACUAUCUCUGUGAUUUUUAGAGCUUUGAUGGGGACGGUGAUUACGACGAAUACCAUAAUGUCCCUGUGGUGACCUCCCCACUCCAAGCAUCCAGCCAGCAAUUCCUGCUUUGCUCACCCACUGCUUUUUAGACAUCCACAGGGAAUCUUUUGGGUCUUUUUUUCACUGUUUUGGGUGUUUUGCUGCCUAGUUGGUGACACACCAGCCCUCUUCCAUUGGCCACCCCACUGCCAAGCCAGAAGAGGUGGAGGCAGGAGUUGGUCCUGGAUGUGUGUGAUGGACUGGAUGGAAAUAACUGCUCAGGAUAAAGCCAGCGUGUGCAGGGACAGAGGAUUUAGGAAAGGAAGGGGACACAAAGUGACGAGGUGGCCUCAAAGCUGAACCCACCAGCACUGUUUGCAACAGCAUCUCCCAAAGGUCGGCUGUGCUCAUGGUUGCUCAGUGUCACCAUUGGGCUCAUGCAGAUGGGAGAAGCCCAUUGGUUCUGUACUGUCCAUGCUCUGCAGACCUGGGUCUGUUAGAGAUGUUUCAUCUUCAGACAAAGUCCGUGCAUUAACCUUCGAGGUUAAUUUCUUCCAACCGGAUUUUUUUUGUUUGGGGCUGAUUUCUUCUUCCCUUUUUUCCUUUAUUUUUGUCCCCCCAGAACAGCAGUCCCAUGACUGCAUGUGUGCACGCAUGUGUGCGUAGGGCCGGCUGUUUUUCCAGGCAUAUUUUCUAAACCAAAUCCAGAUGUGUCCAGCUGCUGUCCCACCCCCGUCAGCCCCACUGCAAACCACUCAAACAGACACAAACAAAAACAUGUUUAUUUUUAUCAGCUCUGUAGGACGUAAAAUGGAGCAGGGAGGGCGGCUGGGGCAGAGCUUGUGUAGGGAAACGAUGGAGAUGGAGCAAACACCCCCUCCUCGCCGCCCUCGGCAGAGCGAGCAUUGCUUAAAUCAGGAAAAUUGUCAGCUGGGGAGAGAUGAAAAUGAGCAGAAAAAGGGGAAAAAAAUAUCAUUCCGGAGUGACAGAGGGAUGAAAAAUGCUGUGGGAAAGAGAGGAAAGGGAGGGUUGGUCCUGGCUCCGAGUGCAGCUCCCCAGCACACGUGUGUGCACGUGUGUCACAGCUGCUCCAUGUCACAGCCCUUUGGGAAGUGUGACGUUGCACCUCCCACGUGCUCAGAGCUGCUGCCCCACCAGAAGGGCAGGGUUUGGUGCUGUGACCCAGUGCCCCCCUCCAGCAGCAGGAGCAGGACUGGGUGUCCCCAGGGCAGGGUCGGCCCCCAGCAUCUCAUCCUGGCUCACCCAGUGCUCCCAAUCUGCAUCCUUCCCCCCAGCUUUUGGCUGGAUGUGUACCCAAAGGCAAAGGGAUGGGACACGGGGCUGCAUGUGCCUGCUGGGUAUAGGACAGGACAGAGGUCCCAAUCCAUCCCUGUCCCCUUGUAGCUACAGCUGACACACGCCAUACGUAUACAUCACACACACCUGGACAAGGAGCCCUAACAACCCUGUGCCCCUCCAUCGCUGCCCCCCGAGGUUCCCCCCCGUGGGCUGUGCCCCUGCCCUCAGCCCACCCCAGAGACCAGAGCUCAGCCCCCUCCUGCCCACCAGGUGACAGAGGGGCGAGGGAGGAACCCCGCUAACCCACCACGGACCAACUUAGGAAGAGAGGGAGAUCAAACCGCCCGCGCGGUCUGAGCACCCAACAGACCACGCCGCUCACUCUUCCCAUUGCCAGAGCUGUCUCUAAUUGUUAGUUCGUCUCAGCGGCCCCACACGGAGCCGUGGGGUCCAGUGUAGCUCUGUGUGUUACCGUUACGAUGCUGCUGCGGAUGCUGUUCAUGUUUGUGUUCCUCGGCGCUUCCGUGCUGGUUUUAUACAUGCCGUCUUGUGUACGAUGGAUGUAACUGGUUUUUUGUUUGGUUGGUUUUUCUUUUUUUUUUUUUUUUCUUUUCUUUUU